AUAAAAAAACAAAAUGAAAAAAAAUAGAAAGUGCAGGGAAACGAAGAGGGCAAUUGAAUGAGGCAAAGUAACUCAGUCCCUGUUAGUAUACGCGUUCGUUUACCUUUCCUUUGAUUACUCGCAUUCUUAUACGCCUUUACAUACUCCUCCUUCAGAUCCAUGAAACACCAACAACCACCGCAUUCCACCCUUCUCCGCUAGAUCCUCCACCACCGCCGCUACCACCACCACAACCACAACCACAACCACCACCGCCACCGCCACCGCCGCAAUUCCACGAAAAUGAAGGGUAAAACCCGUUUAUUCACGAUCAGCCUAGUGUCGGCGUGGUACUCUUCCAACAUUGGAGUGUUACUCCUCAACAAGUACCUUCUCAGCAACUACGGCUUCAAGUACCCAAUCUUCCUCACCAUGUGCCACAUGACGGCGUGCUCGUUGUUCAGCUACGUCGCUAUAGCGUGGUUGAAGGUGGUUCCGUUGCAAACCAUUCGGUCUAGGGUUCAAUUCUUCAAGAUCGCCACACUCAGCCUCGUUUUCUGUGUCUCCGUCGUGUUCGGCAACAUCUCACUUCGCUACUUACCGGUCAGUUUCAACCAGGCUGUCGGCGCCACCACGCCGUUCUUCACCGCCGUGUUUGCUUAUGCCAUGACGUUUAAGAGGGAGGCUUGGCUCACCUACCUCGCUCUCGUUCCCGUUGUCACUGGAGUCAUCAUUGCCAGUGGGGGUGAACCGAGCUUCCAUUUAUUUGGGUUCAUAAUAUGUGUUGCAGCUACGGCUGCACGAGCGCUAAAAUCAGUGUUGCAAGGAAUUUUGCUUUCUUCUGAAGGAGAGAAGCUGAACUCCAUGAACCUCCUUCUUUAUAUGGCUCCAAUGGCUGUUGCUUUCCUUCUUCCUGCUACAAUUAUAAUGGAAGAAAAUGUGGUUGGCAUCACGCUGGCUCUUGCCAGAGAUGAUGUGAAGAUCAUUUGGUAUCUGCUAUUUAAUUCAGCGCUUGCCUAUUUUGUCAAUCUGACCAAUUUUUUGGUCACAAAGCAUACCAGUGCUCUCACUCUUCAGGUACUUGGUAAUGCAAAAGGAGCUGUAGCAGUAGUAGUUUCGAUUCUGAUAUUUAGAAACCCAGUUUCAGUCACUGGAAUGAUGGGGUAUUCGCUCACGGUUCUUGGAGUUGUACUUUAUAGUGAAGCCAAAAAGCGAAGCAAGUGAUAAUAGUACUGAUAAUGUAAUACAUUAUUCUGGGAAAAUCAGCAGUAUAUUCCCUGUAUUUGGGACAACCUCAAGAUUCCAAGGGGAAAAUUUGUUAGCAUGAUCAUGAUCAGAAUCCGGAUAUUUUAGACUCUAAAUACAAAUUUUUUUUGGUCCCACAUGUAAAGCCUCUCAUUGAACGGGUUCCCCAUUGUAUUAGUAACUGUCUAGAAAUAGUAUAAGGUACAAAGUUCCAAUAAGUAGCUGGAUCUUAUGUCUUUUUGUCAUUUAUUCUUUGAAGGAAGAGUUGUAGAAUUGGAUUUGUACUCAUUUGUUUACAUUGCUUACAUUUGUCAAUUGAUGAUAAAAUUAAUAUUUGGGCUCA
Messenger RNA from Lotus japonicus, 1567 nucleotides. Its product is annotated as probable sugar phosphate/phosphate translocator At3g11320. Bases 283 to 1203 code for a protein of 306 amino acids. The record is from RefSeq and is a predicted model, not a curated record. NCBI's taxonomy places the organism in Eukaryota, Viridiplantae, Streptophyta, Magnoliopsida, Fabales, Fabaceae. Gene Ontology annotation, molecular function: antiporter activity. Gene Ontology annotation, cellular component: Golgi apparatus. The transcript is spliced from 4 exons.